GGGGCGGCCGGCGGAGGGAGGCGCUGCCGGCGCCGGGCCCGCGCGUCCCGCGGGAGGCGGCCAUGUCUACCGGCGAGGCGGAGCGGUUGUCGGCGGACGCCGAUGGGGCCGCCGGGGACGAGGAGGAGGAGUGGCUCUAUGGCGAUGAAAAUGAAGCAGAGAGACCAGAGGAAGAAAAAUCUAGCGCUCCACCCCCGCCUGGAAGUGAAGAGGAAGCUGCAGAAAAUGGCAUUGUAAAAACGAAAGUGGCAGAGGCUGAGGAUGACAGUGAUAGUGAUAGUGAUGAUGAUGAAGAUGAUGUUCAAGUCACCAUAGGGGAUAUUAAGACAGGAGCUCCACAGUUUAGUUAUGGAGCAGCACCUGUGAAUCUCAAUAUUAAGGCAGGAGGACGAGCUUAUGGAUCUUCUGGUGCAAAAGUUAAAGGACUGGAUCUAGAUGCACCAGGGAGUAUUAAUGGUGUGCCACUUCUGGAAGUAGAUUUAGAUUCUUUUGAAGAUAAACCUUGGAGGAAGCCAGGGGCUGAUCUCUCAGAUUAUUUUAACUAUGGCUUCAAUGAAGAUACCUGGAAAGCUUACUGUGAAAAACAAAAGAGAAUACGAAUGGGUCUUGAAAUUUUGCCAGUUACCUCAACCACAAAUAAAAUUACGGCUGAAGACAAAGCUAUGGAAGUAAGACCAAGUGCAGAGAUUCUCGAUGGCAGAUACCAUCUUUUAAAGGUACAGCAAGGCAGAACUGGAAAUUUGGAGAAAGAGUUGGCAGUGCAGUCGACCAAACCUGAUUUCACAUCUCCUCCUGCCUUAUUCAAAUCAGGAAUUCCAACAAACAGGCGAAUAUCUGGCACAAUAGAUGUGAUUGGACAGACCAUCACUAUCAGCAGGGUGGAAGGACGACGGCGUGCUAAUGAAAACAGCAACAUACAGGUUCUUUCAGAACGCUCUAAUCCUGAAGUAGACAGUUUUACCAAGCCACCUCCAUUUUUCCCUCCAGGAGCUCCACCUACUCACCUUCCACCACCUCCUUUCCUCCCACCCCCUCCAACUGUCAGUACUGCUCCACCUCUGAUUCCCCCACCAGGUAUACCAAUAACAGUGCCACCACCAGGGUUUCCACCACCACCUGGAGGUCCUCCACCUUCCCUCAUACCCACAAUAGACAGUGGACAUUCUUCUGGCUAUGAUGGUCGUCCUGUUCGUGCAUUUUCAUAUGGCAGUGUCACCUUUCCACACCCUGCAGGUUCUGCACCCUCAUGGUCUAGUCUUUUGGACACCAGCAAACAGUGGGAUUACUAUGCACGAAGAGAGAAGGAUAGGGAACGUGAGAGAGAGAGAUCCCGAGAUCGGGAUCGCGACCGGGACCGGGAUCGAGACAGAGAUCGAGACCGUACCAGAGACAGGGAAAGGGACCGAGAUCACAGUCCAUCCUCAAGUGCAUUCAACAGUGAUGAAGAACGCUACAGAUACAGAGACUAUGCAGAGAGGGGUUAUGACCGCCAUAGGACAAGCAGAGAGAAAGAAGACAGACACAGAGACAGGAGACACAGAGAGAAAGAAGAGACUCGACACAAGUCAUCUCGAAGUAACAGCAGACGUCGUCACGACAGUGAAGAAGGGGAUAGCCACAGAAGGCACAAACACAAGAAGUCGAAAAGAAGCAAAGAAGGAAAAGAAGCCAGUGGUGAACCUGCUCCUGAACAGGAAAACACUGAAGCUGCCCCUGUGGAAUAGGCUUGUGUGAUUUUUUUGCCUACUUGCAUAUAUAUUAGUGCCAGAAAUAGAUUACUAUAAAUCUUGUUAUUUUUCUGGGAAUUAUAAUAAUUUGCUCUUAAUCUUGUUCUGUUAGUUUGAAAUCAAAGGUUACUUUGGUUUUUUUUGAAAAUAAAAGAAUGAAUUUUUCAUGUUAAGGUUCUUGGACUGACUUUGUAUUUUAAGGAACAGUGAAAAAAAAAUCUUACAACUAGAGGCUUAUGCUCUUACAAUAUAAGCAGGGCUUAAAUUCUUUGUAUUAAAUUGUCUCCUUUUUUCAUGAGCCAACGGGAAGGUCAUUCUUUUACUGACUUUAGAAACAGUGUGCAUUCAUUUUAUUACAUUCCCAACAUCUGGAACAGUGUGGGUUUAGCAUAGCUUUUGGAGUCAUAUUUGGAGAGGUCACCCUUUACUACAGGGACACACAAGAACUGCAGGGUCUUCAAAAACCUUGUGAUAAUGUGAAGCAAAACAACCUAGGGAAAGUGGGAAAGGUGCCGAUCGUUCUUAGCUGAAUGGAACACUGAGCAUGGUGAUGAUACACUUGGUAAUUAUGUCUGGUUUGUGUGGGUGCAUAAGGAUGAAUUAAGCUGGAUAAUCAUCCCUGCUGCUUUUCAGUGGCUUAAGAGAGAGUUCAUUUUAGUCUUUGUUCUAGGGGAACAGCUGCCCUUAACAUGAUAAAGAUUAACAAACAUAUCCUCUUCCCACUGCAAGCUUGUGAGAUAAAAACAAGACUGUGGAACAUGAGUAAUUUCCAGCGAAAGACAAAGGACUAUUUUAAGAGACAUAUAAGACCAUCAUCGUUUUCAGAACAGGAUCGAGUGUGAUUGAUAAGGCAGUGCCACGAAAAUUUUACUGCUAUUCAAAAGACUUACUUGAUGGUGUUAGCAGGGUGCAGUAUACUUCCUUAAAAGUAAUAUGCUAUAUAAAAAUCCCAGAUUUAAUAGUAUUAAUCAGAAUGAACCAGGGAAACGAGGUAAUUUGGUUUUGGAUGAAAAUAAUGUCUGUACAAGUACACAGAUACAAUUAUUUUUAAUUAUUUUAGAAAGUUCAUUCACAGUUUUACAGACUAACAAACAGUACUUGAAAGUCUUGAAAAUACCAGCUUCAUGCUGACCAUGAAAAGGUACACAUAAUCAAAGUGCUAUUAACGUGUUGGAUAAAAACCUUCACCUGAUUAUUGCAACUAGAAAAAUUGCAAGAAAUAUUUCUGUAAAUUAUUCAAGAUUUUCUUCUUGUAAAUCAAAAUAAAGUUGGUGAGCAGAA
This is a messenger RNA of Lonchura striata (white-rumped munia), 3008 nucleotides long. RefSeq names its product factor interacting with PAPOLA and CPSF1 (gene FIP1L1). Gene Ontology annotation, cellular component: mRNA cleavage and polyadenylation specificity factor complex. NCBI's taxonomy places the organism in Eukaryota, Metazoa, Chordata, Aves, Passeriformes, Estrildidae. The record is from RefSeq and is a predicted model, not a curated record.